AUGAAGCAGGUAGAGGCGCCGGCAGGCGGUGCGGGGCGGGGGGCGGCGGCGCGGCUCCCCCGGCCCUCCCCGCUGACGGGCUCCCCGCCGCAGGCGCUGGUCGACGACACCGAGGAUGUGUCCCUCGACUUCGGGAGCGAGGAGGAGCUGGCGCUGCGCAAAGCCAAGAUCAGGCACCCACUGGCCACCUUUUUCCACCUGUUUUUCCGAGUGAGUGCCAUUGUCACCUACUUGUUGUGUGACUGGUUCAGCAACAGCUUCGUUGCCUGUUUUGUCACUAUUCUCCUCCUUCUAUCUUUUGACUUUUGGUCAGUUAAGAACGUGACAGGAAGACUCUUGGUUGGUUUACGUUGGUGGAACCAGAUUGAUGAAGAUGGAAAAAGCCACUGGGUGUUUGAAGCAAAAAGGGUGCCUACAGUAGCUGCCUCAACUGAAGCUGAAGCUCGAAUCUUUUGGCUUGGUCUCAUUAUCUGUCCAGUUAUUUGGACCAUGUUUUUCUUUAGCACUUUGUUCUCCUUGAAGCUGAAAUGGCUGGCUCUUGUGAUAGCUGGGAUCUCCCUUCAGACUGCUAAUUUAUAUGGCUACAUCCACUGCAAAUUAGGGGGACAAAAAAGCAUCAGCAGAGUAACCUCGAGGUUUUUUGUCACAGCAGAUGUUCCCAAGAGACAGACGAGGAGAAUGUCAGGAGACCGCACUGAGGAAUAUGGGAAGACAGGCACUAGAUAAUCAAAUAAGGAAGAACAAGGAGGAUGGAUAGUAAAAACACUCAUUUGUGAAAGCUGUUCUUCAUCGGAAAGUAUUUAAGUAAAAGCUCUUCUAGAAUUAUACACCUGCAUGAAAUCA
Messenger RNA from Strigops habroptila (Kakapo), 843 nucleotides. It is a transcript of the gene TVP23A, whose product is annotated as trans-golgi network vesicle protein 23 homolog A. Gene Ontology annotation, biological process: protein secretion; vesicle-mediated transport. The record is from RefSeq and is a predicted model, not a curated record. Gene Ontology annotation, cellular component: Golgi membrane. NCBI's taxonomy places the organism in Eukaryota, Metazoa, Chordata, Aves, Psittaciformes, Psittacidae.